This is a messenger RNA of Echinostoma caproni, 300 nucleotides long. Lineage: Eukaryota; Metazoa; Platyhelminthes; Trematoda; Plagiorchiida; Echinostomatidae. The record is from the annotation of a GenBank genome assembly.
AUGUGCUGCGAAGGCAUGUUUCUGAUGAGCUUCUCGUGUUAUGCAUGCAAAAUUAGUGACGUUCAAUCUGUAUUCUGUAAUAAAGAACGCUCCUCGACCAGCAGCGCCUUUUUGGAAUGCAACAAUUGGUGCCGUCACCAGGAUCAGGAUGAAGGUUCCGUGGCCAGCAGCCUUCGUGGAUGGGAUGUUCGGGUGUUCCUGGAGGAGUUCGAGGAUGUGGCGGAGCUGGCUGGAAUACGGACGGAUCGCGGCAAGUUGACGGCCCUUCGAGCGCUCCUCAACGGUCGUGCGCCUGGAUGA